UGCUGCUGCUCACAGCGACCAGUUAGCCGCACAGCUAGCCAUGAGCUAACGAGCAGCUAGCUGCCGCUUUUUUAUUUUACCACCACCAUUCCGCCUCCGCGUCGACUCUUCCGCCCAGGGGAAUACUUCGGCGUACCGGAAUUUUCAUUAAGUCCCUUUCAGCAGCUGGACAUUUCCGAAGGUCUUCACUUCUUCCGACCGCCCUCCUCCGUCUCCUGCUUCACGGCGUCAUGGCAGCUGCAAAACCAAAAGGCCAGAACUCUCUAGCUCUCCACAAAGUGAUCAUGGUGGGCAGUGGAGGAGUGGGGAAGUCUGCGCUGACGCUGCAGUUCAUGUACGACGAGUUUGUUGAAGAUUACGAGCCCACUAAAGCGGACAGCUACAGGAAGAAAGUGGUUCUGGAUGGAGAGGAGGUGCAGAUUGACAUCCUUGAUACGGCCGGCCAGGAGGACUACGCAGCCAUCCGGGAUAAUUACUUCCGCAGCGGCGAAGGUUUCCUCUGUGUGUUUUCCAUCACAGAGCUGGAGUCCUUUGCGGCGACCGUCGACUUCAGGGAGCAGAUUCUGCGGGUGAAAGAGGACGAGAGCGUGCCCUUCCUCCUGGUCGGUAACAAGUCGGACUUGGACGACCGGCGGCAGGUCAGCGCGGACGAGGCGAAGGCCCGCGCGGAGCAGUGGGGAGUGAGCUACGUGGAAACUUCUGCCAAAACCCGUGCCAACGUCGACAAGGUGUUUUUCGACCUAAUGAGAGAAAUCCGAGCGAGGAAAAUGGAGGACAGCAAAGAGAAGAACGGGAAGAAGAAAAGCAAAAGUUUGGCCAAAAGAAUCAGAGAGAGAUGCUGCAUUUUAUAGUGCAGACGCCGAAGUACACACACAUUUCUCAGACUUUUGCAUUUAUUUUGUGCCCAAACCUGACCGUGACGUCGUGUUAGUGGCCGUCAGGACAUCUGACCGCGGGUCGGGCGUAGUACGGUGGCACUCCAUACACCACUUAUAGCUCUAACUGUUUAUGUUCUGACACUCCAGAUAUUUCCUUAUUCGACAGAAGUGUAAUUAGACGGACGAUGUUUUAUUUAAAAUUAGGCCUAAGCUUGAUAAUAAGCCCUGAUGAGCUUUCGUUGUAUAGUUUUGUGUGUGGAACAUCUCUGCAGCGCGUUUUGACUGAAAAACAAUUUAAAGAGGACGCUGAUCCAUGCUAACUUCGUCUUUGCUUAAGAUAACAGCAACCAACGGUGGAAAUGAAAUUUAAUGCCAUUCCGUUUCCAAAUUCCUCCUUACUUUGCAAAUAUGUGGAAGUUUUUUAAUUUAAAUUUUUUAUUUUUGUCGGAAUGUGAUGUAGAAAAGAGCACUAACGCUUCCAUUUCCUUCCCUCUUCUCCACCUCCUCCUCUCCUCAAAUGCACAAACAACCUUCACCCUGUAGGGGAUUUGAAAACACUUGAACUUUUCAACACAUUUGCUUCAUUUCAAUUGUUUUGAGAAUAGAGGAAUCUCUGGUGCUCUGAUAAAAGGUGAUUCCGUAACACUAAACCUUUUACACGCUGCACUCGUUCAUAAAAAAAAAGCUUCUUUUGAACUCACUUUAAUCACCAACUAAUUAUUUUCUUCUUUUGUCAGUAUACUUAAAACAACGAGACUGAAGUGAAGUGGUACCUGUUCAAAAACGAUGCUGUCGGUUACCAAAGAAAACAGCUAGCUAGUUCAAACAAGUGCCCACUCGCUAAUGUAAGUGUCUGAAAACCUGCCAUAGAGAAGACGGAUUUAAAAGAAGAAGCACUACAAUGUCUGUGUGAAAACUAAAAAAAUCAACAGGGUGAAAGCAAAAAUAUCUCGCUGUGAGGACAUGCAAGGUUAUGACGGCUUUAGUAACCCUGUGCAUUGCAUCACUGUUGCCUCUCUGUCCAUUGUGAAUGUGAAUAACUUCAUUCGUGGAUUCUGCGUCUGUGCACGCGCCAAUCGCUCAAAUUAAACUAAAAUUCCACAUAAAAGCUGAACAAAUAGGAGGGGAUUUUCAGGCACGGAUGCAGAAAUCAUGAAUUUGACUUGUUUGUGUCGUAGAAGUCUGAUGUUCUUCCCUUUCAUUUAUUCCUUUUGCAACUGGUGCCAGACUCCUCCCCGGUGUUGACGUGACGUAAAACCACCACUUUGGACUGAAGAUUUCAGGCGAAUCUAAGUAAACUAAAUGAAUAACUGUUAUGUGAUUCAAGGCAAAACAAACAUCUACCCUUUUUAUUUUAGACCGCAAAUGUUUCCAGAUUUAUCUUAAAAUGUUUUUUUUUACGUUAUUGUGAGUCCAUAAGGCGCCCCCUACAGGUCUGCCUCCACGCUAUUGAAACUGAGAGUAAGUCUAUGCAAAAAAUGUUGCUUGAUUUGCAAAAGAAGAAACCGCCCAGCCAGCAAGUCCAAGAGGCCCCCAUAUGGUUUAAGAGUGGGUAGGAAAUGUGGGUAGGCUCGCUACGCUAGCCAGCCGCCCCAUGGACAGCAAAGCAUGUUAGCUCGCUACAGCAGAGGUCGUUAGCUUGCUACAGGGGAGCUUGCUAGCUCAACACAACAGAGCUCACUAGCAUGCUACAGUGGAGCUUGCUAGCUCGUAACAGAGGAGCUUGUUAGCUCUCUAGCACGCUACAGCGGAGUGUGUUAGCUUGCUACAGAUGAGCUUGGUAGCAUGGUACAGCGGAGCUUGCUAGAUCUCUACAGAGCUCGUUAGCUCACUAGCACGCUACAGCAGAGCUUGCUAGCUCUCGACAGAGGUGCUUGUUAGCUCACCACAGCGGAGCUUGCUAGCUUGCUACACAGGCACUCUAUAGCUUGCUACAGAUGAGCUUGCUAGCAUCCUACAGUGGAACUCGCUAGCUUACUACAACAGUGCUCGUUAGCCUACUACAGGCGAACCCGCUAGCUUGAUACAACGGAGCUCACUAGCAUGCUACAGCGGAGCUUGCUAGCUUGCUACAGAUGAGCUUGCUACAGAUGAGCUUGCUACAGAUGAGCUCGCUAGCAUGCUACAACUGAGCUUGCUAGCUUGAUACAACAGAACUUGCUAGCAUGCUACAGUGGAGCUCGCUUCAGCGUAGCGUGUUAGCUUGCUACAGAUGAACUUGGUAGCAAGGUACAACAGAGCUUGCUAGAUCUCUACAGAGCUUGUUAGCUCACUAGCACACUACAGCGGAGCUUGCUAGCUUGCUACACAGGCACUCUAUAGCUUGCUACAGAUAGGCUUGCUAGCAUGCUACAGUGGAACUCUCUGAGAGCUCGUUAGCAUACUACAAGUGAACCAGCUAACUUAAUACAACGCUCACUAGCAUGCUACAGAUGAGCUUGCUACAGAUGAGCUCUUUAGCAUGCUACAGCAGAGCUUGCUAGCUUGCUACUGAUGAGAUUGCUAGCAUGCUACAACGGAGCUUGCUAGCUUGAUACAACAGAACUUGUUAGCAUGCUACAGUGGAGCUCGCUACAGCGUAGCGAGCCUACCCACUGAAUUCCCACUUAAGUCAGUGUGGUCAAACACAGGUGGGGCCACCACAGAAACUGGACAAACCCAAUCGGCCCCAACAUUUUCUGCCCAUAUUGAAACCAUACGGGGCCCACUUGGCCUUGCUGGCUGGGCUGAAACUGAAACUGAAACUGAAGUCGGUCUUAAACUACCUUAAAAAGCUGGAGGGUUUUGGACGCCCUUCGGCUCCAAUGAGAGAGGAUGCGGCGUUACCCAGAAGUCAUAGCGCUUGACAAAUAUCUAACUUUUUACUGUUGCUGUGCUUUUGUUCGUCCAUCGUUUAGCUGAAAGGUGAAACUGAAGAAUGAUUGUGGAGUUUACUGAAGAGCACACAGUCGGAUGUGAACCUUAGGAAGCGUUCCAAGGGCUGAAGCGACCGGCACAGACAGAUUUUACUCUGAACUAAAGUAACUAGCAUCGCGCUUGCUAAUCGUACUAUCAGCUUAACACACUCAUCUACUUAUAAAUAAAAAAAACACAACUUUUUUUAUUUUAUUCAUAAUUUUAUUGACUUUAUGGCCCAAAAUGUUCAACGUGAUGCAAAAUAAAAUGUGUGAAAGCUAUGAGCAAACUGUCCCCCUGGGUAUUCCAAUACCUUCGGUUUGCCUUUUAUAUAAAUACCUGUAAAUGAAAAAUAAAUAUGUACGUCUUUUGGCUGGAUGGUUGUAUGUUUGCCAUCAGUUUCAUGUUUCCUUCAUGUUUACUUUUUUUGAGCGUAACCACUAAUGUAGCCUUUUUGUGAAUGCAAGAGGUGAAGCUUACAUUUCAAUUCAUUUUUUGUGAGUUAUUUGAAAGUGGCUAAUAAAAUGGAUAUUACUAAUA
This is a messenger RNA of Oryzias melastigma (Indian medaka), 4313 nucleotides long. RefSeq names its product v-ral simian leukemia viral oncogene homolog Aa (ras related) (gene ralaa). The record is from RefSeq and is a predicted model, not a curated record. Bases 231 to 851 code for a protein of 206 amino acids. Gene Ontology annotation, cellular component: plasma membrane. Gene Ontology annotation, biological process: regulation of exocytosis; Ras protein signal transduction. Lineage: Eukaryota; Metazoa; Chordata; Actinopteri; Beloniformes; Adrianichthyidae. Gene Ontology annotation, molecular function: GDP binding; GTP binding; GTPase activity. The transcript has 5 exons.